Molecule: messenger RNA, 8211 nt
Organism: Pocillopora meandrina
Lineage: Eukaryota; Metazoa; Cnidaria; Anthozoa; Scleractinia; Pocilloporidae
Source: the annotation of a GenBank genome assembly
AUGCAAUAUAGAGCAGGUCUACAGACAGUCGAAUUUCUUCUAAGGAAAGUCCAGGGACGGUAAGUAUUCGAACAAAACAUGAUUGUGUUUAUUUUUCUGUGGUCAAAACUCUCCAUUGUUUCACUUUCCAAGGUCUCAUAGUUGGAUUGCAGCUUUUUUCUAAUUUUUUUUCUUUGAUAGAUUUUUUAGUAAAUUAGGUGAUAAGACAGUUGUUUUAUUUUAGAUGAACGCCCAUUUAAGUGCCCUCCAACUUAGAAGACUAGGACAUGACAGAAAGUUAACAAAACCAAGAGCGAACAUAGCUUUUUAUUAAUAAAAAAUAAUGACAAAAACGAAAAUUUCAAGAAACCAAUUUUACUAAUUUUUCAAAAAGAGAGACACAAUCAAAGGUGAAAGAGCACGAAGUAGACUGCAUCAAACAACGAAUGAUAAAUGUAAUGAUUACUUGGUUAAAAUAGAGUAAAUUACCCUCAGGUAAUUGAUACUAAGAUUAACCCUGAGAGUUUUCGAGCAGAAUAUAAGAAUCGGGUUUUUCGUGAGGCCGAGAUAAGCCCCGGUGGGAUACGUUCUAUUUGCCAUCGAGAGUUGUAGUACCAAAGCUAUCUUGAACAAGGCGAAAUUUUGGGCUGGAAAAUUUUUCGUAAAUUUAAUCUCAUUUAUCUCUUUCAAAUUACCAUGGCAGUUUAGAUUUAGUAAUAACACAAAGUGGCUUACAUGGAUGAAAUAUUUUACCAAAAAGUCUAAAAUGAAUUAAAACUGAAUGCGUCGGGCCUGCACAAAUGUUAGACAACAUAUUUAAUACUGAUAUUCACAUUUCUUUGCUUACAGGGAGAAGAAAAAAGUUUUCAAAGAUCCUAUCGCUUAAACGAAAAUAUUUUUGGAGUGGUAAACUUCAUUCCCUUGCGAGACCCAAGGUGUUAGCUCUUCGAACAACAGGUAACAGGUUACAGCCCAAAUUUGAGUUGACUCAUUUUUAAUUUAACAGUGGAAUACGUCGGCUAUUUUCCCGCCCUAAAGCUCUUCAAAAGGAACAAACUCACAGUUUGAGCAUUUUGGUAAAAGUCGGAAUUAUUCAAGGUCGCAAUUAAAAUGAUGAUUUCUGGGUUUUAUUCUCUGUGACCUUAACUAGUGAAGCGAUUUUGUUAAUUGUGUGCCUGCGAUUUUCUUACUGUGUCUAUAAACAUUGUCCAUAGCUACAGUUCGUUAAGGUGUAAAAAUGAGCUAUUUACAGCGAAAAAAUAUACCAGACACUAGGUAAUUAUGAGUCAGUCGAUUAUUUAUCUUGAUGAUGACUUGGUGUCGAAAACGUUUGGUUUUAUACUUUUUAAAUAUAUUUUUGCCUUGUAAAUAGCUCUCAAUAAACAUGGCUUCAAUCGACUUUCUUUGGCUGGAACGAGUCUCAGUUUUAAGCAUUUUUACAAUUCUAAAGCAUCCGUGUUUUGCCGCAAUAACUUUCAUGGUCUUAAAGCAAAUUUAAGUCAAAAAUUUAGACGACAAGCGUAAGCUUAAAUCGAGAUCGCACGCAGGACUGUUUUAUGCUGUCAUAUCGUUAGCUUACGAACUCGAUAUUGUAGUUGAGCAAAAACCCUAAGCAAUCUUCAUGACCUAAACUUUAUUUUAUGUCCCAAAGACACCAAAACCGAAACACAUUUUAAAGCUGUUUUGUUAAACACGGUUUGAAAUUUCUUUUAUUAUUUAAGCUGCUUAGCCUCGUGAUGUUUGUCGACUUCAAAUUUAUUACAAGUUAGUGUUUAAGUGAAUUCUAUGGAAAAUUUAGUUUUCAGUUCUCUGUUUCUGAUUGUCAUUCAGUUAACCCUGGUUUAACUAAAUAUAUCUUUGGCGUAGAUGAGUAUUAGACAGAAAAAAAAGACUUUAGAAAAUUUGAAAACAUUUCGGUAAAAGCGUAAUUUGUAUGCUGUAGCUGCUUUUUUUACGGGGAAGGCCUAAGUCUCAUUUAUGUGAAUGGGUACCAUGCGAAACCAUACUGAUUUUCAUUUUAAGAAAAUGACUGAAAAUAGUUAAGAAUAUGUGAAGACAAUUCUUCAGAAUUAAUGAACGUUCAUUUUUAAAAGCCUGGUCCUUGUUCUGUAAUUUUUUUAAAAAAUUAAAGUCUUUGAGGAGGUGUCUGCUUUGUAACAGAACCAUACUUAUCCGCAGUUCAAAUACGACUUUCAUAUAUUCACAGCCGUUCAGAACCAUACUCAUUCAAAGUCGUUUCCAGGGAAAUAAAAAAAGGAAUAUGGAAAGAAUAAGGAAUACAUGAAAAAACCUUCCUCACAAAAAUUAUCAAGGUUUAUUUUAAAAGCCUUACCCUAGUCGAGCAUUUUUAAAGAAAACUCAAGUCUUUGAAGAGUUAUCUGCUUGGUAACAGGGUAAUAUUCAUCUAUAGCUUUUAUCGCGCCAGCGAAGUCAAUUUAACCACCGACCUAACAGAAACGCAGCUGUAUACAUAUGGAGUUCGUUCAGCAUUUUAGCAAAAUACACCUGAUUUUUUCUUCCUUUUGUAUUUUUUAAAAUAUAUUUUCAAAUAAUAAAGUUGAAUAAUGAAAAUCACAGUAAGGCUCAAAUUGAGAACACCCAACAUGUUAGUACAGUUGGUUGACAACUGCUUAUGAGUUGAAAGGUGCCAGCUUGAAAAUAAAGAAGGCGAAGGCUUUGUGAAGCAAAUCUCACAAAACUAAAUAAAUAUUUCUUCUAUCAGUCUCACACGAGACUUAUUCCUAAGUCAUCUUUGUAAAUUUAGGUCAUAAUUCGGCUUUUUAACCAGAAGGUAAGGUAGUUCUAACAUAAAAAACCAGAUAUUUAGAUGUACGACAAAAAAUGUUUGAAUGCACGGAUCUACACCAGUUUAUUUUUUUUUCAAAAAGUUGUGGUAUGCGAAUGGUUACUCAUGAAUGAUGUAAAACGAUGAAAUUUAAAAUAUUUGACACAGUCAGUUAAGUCAAGAACCAAUUUCCCCUAAAACUAAGAAACGCCUGGUGCUUUGAGUUUGACCGCGUUACUCACAUCGCGCCUGUUAUGUACCAUUAACACUGGUUACCUUUAAAAGUAUCGAGUAAUUUUGAUCAAAUAGAACGAUUUUCAGGCCAUUGCGACGUGUCAUAUCUUUGAACUUACCAAAGAGACGAAAAAAAUGAACCAUUUGCCGUGCGGCGCCAGCGCUUCAGAACGGCUAAGCCAGUCAUUUAACAGCUGAGAGCAAUUUGUGCAAUUUCAAGAAAGCACCUAAAAGUUAUCUUUUUAGAUAGGCUCGCCAACAACGAUUUCCUUUGCACUGAUUUUGAUAUAAAUAUACUUUUUUCUCUUCCUGUUGCUCAUAUUAACUUAAAAUAUCUUUUUAAAAAGUUCUUCGAUUUCAAAUGUUAAGAAAGCACCAAAACUGUCUUUUUUGUUAGCGGCUCGUCUUAAGAUUUUCUCUAGUGUUAUUUAAACAAAGAUCUUUUAAAAGCUCUUCGAUUUUAAUCUUUACAUAAAGUUAAAUACAUUAUAUCAUAUUGGAUGUAUUUUGCGCUGUGUAAGUAUUGGUAAUAACAUGAUUUGGAGUGCAAUUUGGUGUUUAGUAAGCUCGAGCAAAUUUUUCAAAGACAAUGAAAUUGCACGAACCCGUUGGGCGAGUGCAAAUUUUAGUCUUUGAAAUAUUUACAAGUGCUUAUUUACACCAAAUUACACGAGAAAUCAUUUUGUUACUUAUCAAAGAUUUACAUGAAAAAAGCGUCGCAGAGAGUCGAGACAUAAAAUUUUGAUGGCGCACCCGCGCUAUUUGUAACUUACACUCGUGUUACAUAAAAAAUGUACUCGAUUUCAGCCAUUCAGUCGCGUGUACUUUUUUAUAUAUAUAUUAUUAACAAUGUUAUUAUUAGUAUCUCACUCAGAUUAUUGGUUUUGGACAGGAAAAAAAUAUUGCUAAAAAUUCAAGAAAGCUACAUCACGCUGUAUUGAUGAAAGUAACUCAGUAUAAUCAUGAAUUUCUUCGUAGGCACCACCUUUCAUUUAAAUAAAAUGGAAGUCUUUAUGCUCAUUGCAAUCUACGCUGUAUUACCCAUGUGUGUAAGCAGCACCAUUUAUUACGUGGACGCUGGAACUAAAGGCAAUGACUCGAAUACUGGACAAACCACCGACAAACCAUUCAAAACCAUUCGCACGUGCAUCAAUGCACUGAGCUCCGCAGGAGACGAGUGUCAUAUCCGUGCGGGGCGCUAUCACGAGCCACAAUUCCCUAUAGCUAAUAAAAAGGGCAGCUUGUCCCAACCUAUAAUCAUACGGGGGUAUGGAAACGAGAAUCCUGUCAUCGACGGAACAAUUCCAUUGAAGCCACGUGGAAGCUCGUCGUGGGUGCGAGGAAGCGAUGGAAUCUAUAGCGCCCAAAUCAAUCAGGAAAUCUGGCAGCUUUUCGUUGGCGAAGAAAUGAUGACGAACGCACGCUGGCCAAACGCCUUGUGGUCGGACAAGACUGUGUUUAAAAAUAGCCAUUGGGCGAAGUCUGCUUCGAGCUCAACCCGCGGAACAAUGGUUGAUAAUGGUGUUAAAGACUUGGCUGGAAGCAGAUUAAACGUAACAGGAGCAAUGGCAGUUCUAAAUAUCGGAAGCUUCAAUACUUUUACUGCUAAGGUCGAAAGUCACGUGCCUAGAAGAAGUUCCUUUACAUAUAACGACACUUUUGGAAGUAUAAAGUUCAAGCCGGCCAGUAACCAGUACUUUUUAGAGGACAAGCUUGAGUUCCUUGACAAUGAUGGCGAGUGGUAUUUUAAUCAAAGCACGAAAACUGUCUAUGUGAAGACCCCGGAUGGAGCGACCCCCGCAGGGAGAAUUCGUGGAAAGGUAAAUCAUUGAUCUAAUACUUAAUCAAGCAUGACUUGCCUAUAUAACUUAAAAAAGGAACUGGGAAGUUUCUGUCCAGCCUUGGCUGUAUGACUUUUCAUUACACUGGAAAAAAAAAGCAUUACUUUUUUUUUAAACAUAAGUGGCGAAUUGCACCUUGAAUUAUUGUGAGUCUCGCAAAAUUGUCCUCUCGAUCUCGAAAUCUAGUCAGCUGUCUGUGACAAGUCGCCGUGUUUUGUAUUUCUUGUGAGUUUCUUAAAGAUUAGGAAUUGUUUUAGAGUUGAAGAAGCCGGUGCGGAUCCACGAAUUUUUGGUCGAAAGUCCGAUUUUCUAGUCUUAAAACACAUAACCUUUUCCAAUUAUAAUAAUAAUUAUCAAAAUUCAUUUCAGUGUCAAACGUAUUUAGCUGUACGGGUAAAAGCUAAAUGAGGAAACUAGAGUCUAAAUGAGCCAGUUGGUGUUUCUAGACAAUUGUUUGAAAAUCAACUAAGAUACGAAGAAGUUCUCCUAUUUUACCGACGAAAGGGUUAUAUACUUUGACGAACUUAAUAUCUCUGGUAUUAUUUUUGCAUUUCCAACAGGAUAAAUAUGUAUCAUACGCGAGUACGUAAAAGUCGUCAUUCUGUUUUCUUCGUUCCAGGUGCAGACCUAUGCUUUCACUAUUUCAAACUGCGAAUAUCUGCAAUUCAAACAACUGACGUUUUUUGGCACCACUUUCAAAACGCUCCCAACGAGCAGACGGAGAGUUAUUGGGAACCUAACGUUUGACUCGAUCAAUUUCAACUUCCCUUCAUAUUCCAAGCGCAUGCUCGGUGUUACUGAUCCUCCACUCUGGACAUUCAUCCGAGCAUCUCGAAGGCGCAGCUUCGAGUUGAUAAACAGCACUUUCUAUGGGACUGAUGGACUCGCUCUUGAGUACUAUGGUGAUGGAGUGCUGCUAAAGAAUAAUUUAUUCGAGUACAAUGAUUGGUCUGUUACCCUCAAACAAACCCAGAAUGGUGGAUUCGGAACGGUGAUAUCACGGGGACCCAACGAUAACUUUACUCGUAACACUUUGCGUUAUAAUGGCGCUGCGCAUGGAUAUCGUCCGAAUGGACCCAACCCCUUGGUGGAGCUUAACCACAUUCACCACCAGUGCUGGGGAAAUCUGCAGCACGAUGGAGCGGGUAUCCAGUUCCAGAUCCCUUCGCAAACCAACGCUACUUGUCAGAAGAAUUGGGUGCACACGAGUCCAAAACCUGGACUGCGUUUUGAUGCAGCGAAACCACCUCGAGUUGGCAAAAAUGGUACCAUGAAAGAGAAUGUCAUUUGGAAAUGCGGUGGUAUCAUCGUUAAGGGUAACUAUCAUCAUGUACUGAACAACCUUCUCUUCCACAAAGGAACUGGGGCGAGCCCUGCUCCAGGCUGCACCUUGUGUGUUCGAAAGUACUUCCCUUCAAGGCCUUUGGUUGAGAUGAACCAGAAAACUGUGAUCCGGCAGAAUGCCGCAGAUGUUGCAAACGGUGGCAGGAGUUCAUGGCCUCUACCGGGUAUUGUGACAAAGAACGUGAUAGGACCUGUACGACCGGAAGUCAUGGACGCAGAUAAUUUAGACUUCCGGCCCCGUGUAACCUCCAAAUACAACGCGGAUAGCGUCGGACCCUACAGGUAUGAUCCCAGAAACAGAUUUUAUUGGAUUCCGGGGCGACAGCUCUACAAGGCUGAUACCCCUGUGCCCCCGAAUGGAAGUACCACUGUCAAGGUAGGAUCAAAACUUCUCCCGAAAUAUUUGCAUUAGGGCAAGUUUUGUACUUGGAAAAUGAUUGCAAAGCUUUUUCCAAACUGUAUCUUUAAUUGGUGUUCAAUUCUUUCGUUACCCUUUCCACCAAUCAGAUGCAAAAUUUAAGCCGAUAAUGGCCUAGAUAUCUGGUGUUCUCUGAGUUUUAAAAAUUUUCCUUUUCAUUGAUUUUUUAGUUGUGAACAUUGCACGUUUGGUUUUAUAACAAUCGAAAAAACGCCUAAAUAGAAGAAACUGUCAAAAACCGAGUAAACCGAGUAAGUAAAAGAGAACGAAUAAAAAAAAAGCGUCGUCCUUUUCUAUGCGGCGAAUGAUGGAAUCAGCUUAGUGUUAAGUUUUAAAAGUCUCUGACUUAGUAAGUCGGUGAAAAAGUUGCUGAAAAGCGUUAGCCCUUAAUCAGAGCGAACAGCGAACGGCCAACAAUCGAAACCUCAGCUUAAGAAUUCUUUACAGUGGCCAAUUUACAUUAUCAAGUCAGUUGUUAAAACUAAAUAAUUCUUGUAAUACCUCAGCACCACACUUUUCCUAGAAACUUAUUCCUUUCAUCGAAAAAAAAUAUGAAACGAGUCGACCAAUAGACAUAUUGAUGGACUGUUGGCGUAAACUAGCUCAAACAUCAUGCGCAAACGGUAGGCACCAAGAGUCUGAUUAAGAAAUUUUAUUUCGGGCGGCUGCCACUCUUUUCUUAAUACUUUUAAAGAGACCUCUUUUACCUGUAAGUACACGCUCUUAAACAUCCUACGGGUUGGCAUGCGUGGGCUUACGGACAACUGGCCUUGGCAGAUUAAACGUAUUUUUAAAACUAAAACCCGAACGAGUCGUCCUGUUGGGGACUCUAAACAAGGUCAUUUAUAAAUAGAGAGGGCGAUGACCGUCCGAGAGUUACAUCUAAUUAUAACGGUCAAGGACAAAUCACUCAAAAGCAAAACUGUACGUGUGGUCUUUCGUCACAUGACAAAACAAGGCUCUCAAGACACGCACAUGGACUUCAAGGUAAUCUUACAAGCCUGGACAAUUCCCAAACGCUGAGCCAGAACACUCCUAAUUUUAGCAGUUCAUUGUGAACAAUCACAAAACAAGGCCAGAGAUAAAAUUACUCAAAAACCAAUAAAAUUUAUGGCCAAAAUUGCACAAUCAAUCUCAAGUAAUCGAAGCAGGCUUGUCACAUUCGACUGAUGAAUCUGUUCAGUGAUAACUUCGAUUCUACUCUGGUUGUUAGAUCUUCACUCAUUAUAUCACCGAUAAAAGUAAUUUUCAGGACUAGUCCUAUUCACGCAGCCACAUCAAACAAUCGUCUACUACUCCAGGACUCAAACCACAAAUUGCUAAGCGUAAUUCCUUCUUUUCUUCCCUCUCAGUUCGACAGAGACGCAGUGAUGUGGCUUAACGCAUACAAAGCCUCCAUCCAUCAUGUGUACUUUGGUACAGACAGGGCCAACGUCGCCAGUGCAACACCGGCUUCAGCUGAGCACAAGGAGAGAAUCAUCGAUAAUGGUAACGUGCAUUACCUUACUGAAAGUCUUUUAAAAGGAUCUACAUACUAUUGGCGGGUUGAUGCUGUGAUAACUGCCGCGACUACUCAUAAGGGAGACGUAUGGACUUUUCAAACCGAGUGA